Messenger RNA from Onthophagus taurus, 1383 nucleotides. Lineage: Eukaryota; Metazoa; Arthropoda; Insecta; Coleoptera; Scarabaeidae. The record is from RefSeq and is a predicted model, not a curated record.
AUAACUAAUUGACCAAAAAGAAAAAAAAAUAAUGUAAAAAUUGAAAGAAAACGUGUGUGGAGCGUAAAAUGUGGUUGUCCUAUUAAAAAAAAAAUGAUGCUAUCACACGGUUAUUUACAUUGUAAGUUAUUCUAUGUGAAUGCAUAUAAUGUUAAUACGUAACUGUAAAAUAUAUUUAAAUUAAUAAAAAGAAAAAACAAUUAUUAUUAAUGAGAUUUAAAAUGAGGGAUGGUGAAAAUAUUAAAAAGUAAGAAAAAAUAUCGGUGCGUUUCCCGAUCGCGAUGUAUUCUUGUUAUGGAAAUAAUUAAAGAAAAAAAUGAGAUAAAAUAAAAUAAAAUAAAACGGUGUAACGCCCAAAAAGAAGCCACCGUAGAGCUCUGUUGUAUAUAUAUACAAAAAUACAUAUUGCUGUAAAGAUUAAACUAAAAUUGUUGUUUUCUUUGUUUUUGAUUUUUAACCAAUAAUAAAAAAUAAAUAAAUAUAUGCGUUAUUUUUACUCAAAACUCCUUAUUCUUUUCAAAAUCAUCAAAAAUAUUUUAAAUUUGUACUACCAUUCAUGUUUGCAUACUGUUUUCAAGAAGUAAAAUGUUAUACAUAUAUAUCCUUUUUUAAAGUAUAAUUUGAUUACUUUGAAAGAAAAAUCUAAACACUUUAAUUUUUGAUACGUUUCAGAAUGAUAACGAUAAAUCUAAAUCUUGUAAGGAAUUAAAGUAUUUAAGGAUGUUUCAUUUUAUCAAAAACACGUCGAAUUUCGAUUCCAAUUUCACUUCACUCGAUAUUAAUUUGAAAUUAAUACAGAACAGUUAAGUAUUUAUAAAUAUUUCAAAAUGGAGGAUACAUAUUAUAGCUGGCCUUUAUUAAAAACUUUUUCGCCCGGAUGUUUAAUUCGUUUGCAGGGUGUGGCAAAUCGAAACGGAACAAGAUUUGAAAUUAGUUUCCAAUGCGAUUCUAACAUUGAUAAAUCGGGUUGCGCUCUUUCAACAACAUUUUCAUUCGAUAAACAUUCAUUUUUCGUUUCAAAAUGUUACGUACCCGAAAAGGGGUGGUUACAAGAAACGCGAGUUGAUGAUGUAAACGUUAUCCAAGGGGAAAAGUUCGAGAUUAUUGUACAAUGUGAGGUCACAAAAUUUAAGGUAGCUUUAAAUGGCGAACAAAUUUCGGAUUUUUUCCACGUGAUUCCGUUUACCCACGUAAAAUUGGUCGAAUUAAAAGGAGACGUUAAGUUAUCGUUGGUUUCGUAUGAAGAUUGCACAUUUCCGAAUCAAGAGAAAAUCGAGUAUGGGUAUCCUUUACCAAGAGAUAACUAAAUAAGAGUGAUUUAUAUCGUAAAUUAAUGCAAGAAGCUUUAUUCAAAGAUAAAAUAAUAAAUUUUAUUGAGUUUUA